Hansenula anomala is the source of this 1114-nucleotide messenger RNA. Its product is annotated as Zn(II)2Cys6 transcription factor domain-containing protein. NCBI's taxonomy places the organism in Eukaryota, Fungi, Ascomycota, Saccharomycetes, Phaffomycetales, Wickerhamomycetaceae. Bases 8 to 1114 code for a protein of 368 amino acids. Gene Ontology annotation, molecular function: zinc ion binding; DNA-binding transcription factor activity, RNA polymerase II-specific. The transcript is spliced from 2 exons. The record is from RefSeq and is a predicted model, not a curated record. Gene Ontology annotation, biological process: regulation of DNA-templated transcription.
CAACUCAAUGUCAGAAUCUAACAGAUCAACUCCAAACGCUCCCAAGAGACCAGUUGCUAGACAUGCCUGUUUAGCGUGCAGAGAGAAAAAAAUCAAGUGUGAUGGUGAAAUUGCUCCACAACCUGGUGAAAAAGCUGGUGAAGUCAAACAUCAACGUUGUUCCAAUUGUAAGCUGCUAAAUAUAGAGUGUGUGUUUGUGCGAAGUCUACGUGGUGGUAGAAGAAAGAAACCUCAGGAUGGCAAAAGUACAGAAAGCUCAACUCCAGGUGGAUCUACGCCGUCAGGGAUCCCAAAAGCACCUUCAUCAACUUCACAAAAACCUACAAGCAUCAAUUUACAGAAUUUACAGAGUCUACAAAAUGGUGGAUUCCUUUCGCAAAGCCCAGCUGGCUCAAUUGCUUAUAGCAUAGCUUCAAAAUCUUCAACGGGCAAAAGUUUGGAUCCACCUGCCAACAUCAUGUCCAAUGUAUCAUCACCAUACUUCAAUAAUGGGAACAUGUCACCUCUUGUGACACCGGGAUCUGAAAGUUCAGCCAAUACAUCCUCUACAUUGCAAGAAAAGGUCCGUGCUCUACAGCGUGAAGCUGCCAGUAUUCAAUCUCAACUAUGUGGAGAGACUCCAGAAACUCCAUCAGGCUCAUCAAGAGGUGCUUCUGAUUAUUAUUCAUUACCACCACCUCGCGGAGAAAACAACCAACACCAACAGCAUUCAUACCAUCCUCAUCAUCCACCACCACCACCGCCUCAAGGUCCACAUGGAUUUCCACCUCCACCACCGUUGAUGCAUUCUCAUCAUUUCCCACCACCUCCUCCGCCUUUUGCUCAUAAUAGAGAUCCAAAUUAUAGAGAGUGGGAAGAUAGUUUCCAUGGAUCAUCAUUACCUCCACCUCCUCCACCACCUCAUCAUCAUCACCACCAUCAUCAUGCUGCUAGUCCAUACGACCAACAUCCACAUUAUCCUCCACCACCAGGUCCACACCCACCUCCUCCACCAGGACUCCAAGGAGAAUCAACUUUACCUCCAACACAUCUCGUGGUAGUUAUCCAGAUGACAAUGAUGAAUUUCAAAGGAAAAGAACAUUUUCCAGCAGAGGAUCAAAAGAGACACAAAUAA